This is a messenger RNA of Dreissena polymorpha, 703 nucleotides long. Its product is annotated as protein lin-41-like. The transcript is spliced from 2 exons. The coding region runs from base 58 to 642 and encodes 194 amino acids. NCBI's taxonomy places the organism in Eukaryota, Metazoa, Mollusca, Bivalvia, Myida, Dreissenidae. The record is from RefSeq and is a predicted model, not a curated record.
CUUUCCGGAUGUCCAUACAGCGUCUGCUGCGUGAAUCAAAACGAAGGACUGGUUUCCAUGACUAACAAGAAAUCGAUCCAAGUCUUCGAGAUCGACGACAGGCACAAGAUGCGGGUCGUGCGGUCGAUAAAGACGAAGGACUUCUGUAAGGACGUCGCCUACUUCAACGGGAACGUUUACGUAGUGUGCGGCGCGUCUCGAGAAGGUUCGGACAAUCAGUUGACGAUCUACACGCUUGAUGGGACGUUCAUUCGAUCGAUAGUAACGGACGCGAACGGCGACGUCCUAUUUCAGAGACCACUAUACGUUUCUCUGAACAGUAUCGGUAACGUGAUAGUGACCGACGAGGAUAAGGGUGUCAUGUCAAUGGACGAUACGGGCAAGGUUAUCUCGCAUUACAGCGACGCGACUUUGAAGUAUCCCAAUGGCGUGGUGGUAGUGAACAAUGACCAGGUUCUGGUGUGCGGGUUCGGAUCGCACAACAUCGUGCAGCUCGGUCGGAACUUUGUGUUGCUAGGGGAGAUAGUGUCGGAAGCGGAUGGUCUACGGAAUCCCAAGAGCGUCUGCUAUGACGUCAACAGUCAGAGGAUACUCGUCACGUGCAAGAACACGAACUUUAUAAGAAUUUAUAGCCUAAAAUAGCCAUGUUUAGAUCUAAGAUAUUAAUCUUCGUAACAUCGUAAAACGAUGUAAAAAAGGAAAA